This is a messenger RNA of Corapipo altera (White-ruffed manakin), 842 nucleotides long. It is a transcript of the gene MLLT11, whose product is annotated as MLLT11, transcription factor 7 cofactor. Bases 50 to 325 code for a protein of 91 amino acids. Lineage: Eukaryota; Metazoa; Chordata; Aves; Passeriformes; Pipridae. Gene Ontology annotation, cellular component: nucleoplasm; cytosol. Gene Ontology annotation, biological process: positive regulation of mitochondrial depolarization; apoptotic signaling pathway; positive regulation of release of cytochrome c from mitochondria. The record is from RefSeq and is a predicted model, not a curated record. The transcript has 2 exons.
CCGGUACCGAGAGCAUCCCCCCGACCCGACCUCGGCGCAGAGCCCCAGGAUGCUGGACACCAUGAGCAGCCAGUACGACUCCUUCAUCUACUGGAGGAUGCCGAUCCCCCGGCUGGACGUGGCGGAGCUGGAGGGGUUGGGGCUCGCAGACAUGGCCCUCUACAAGCCCAAGGCAGGGCUGGGCCAGCUCGUGGGCCAGCGGGAGCGACUCAGCCAGGACCUGUCCCCGGAGGAGGAGGAGGACACCCUGCUGCAGUUCAACACCUUCAACUUCUGGCGGGCUCCCAUCGCCAGCAUCAGCUCCUUGGAUUUCGAUCUCAUCUGAAGCCCUUCCUGCCCCUCCUCGCCCCUCCCUGCUCUCCCCCUCUCUGCCAGGGUUUGGUUUUCUUGUCGCUUCGGGGGUCGUUGGGUUGGUUUUUUGUUCGUUUCUGGGCGGUUUUGCCAUCGCUAAUUAACUCAGCAGUUCCCCCUGGGCUUGACGGUGAUGGGCUCCCUGAGAAACCUUCAGCCUCUCCCCGCUCCUCCCCUCUCCCUCCCUCCUUGGCAAGGAGAGGGUAACAACACCGGGGGCAAAUACGAGGGCAGGGGGCAGAAAGAGCCCCCCUUGCUGCCCCUCUCCGUGUUUGGGAGGUGCUGGGGGGGUGUUGGUGUGACCGUGGGUGUCCCUGCCCCGUGUGACACGUUUUCACCUCAUUUCUCGUCUGCUUUUAUAAGAAACUCAUUUGUGCAAUCGGAGCGGUGGGAAUUGACCCUCCUCUGCCUUCCCCUGACCCAGUUUCUCCCAGAUCCGCCUCAUUCCUUCCCCUUCCCCUCAGGAAUUCAAGGUGGAAGAGGCAGGGAUG